AUGGAUUCUGGAGAAGUUGCUGCCUUAGUUAUUGACAAUGGUUCUGGUAUGUGUAAAGCCGGUUUUGCCGGUGAUGAUGCCCCUAGAGCCGUGUUCCCAUCUAUUGUUGGUAGACCAAGACACCAGGGUAUCAUGGUUGGUAUGGGCCAGAAGGAUUGUUACGUAGGUGACGAAGCUCAAUCGAAGAGAGGUAUCUUGACGUUGAGAUAUCCAAUUGAACAUGGUAUUGUCACUAACUGGGAUGAUAUGGAGAAGAUUUGGCACCACACUUUUUACAACGAGUUGAGAGUUGCUCCAGAAGAGCACCCUGUCUUGUUGACUGAGGCACCAAUGAACCCCAAGUCUAACAGGGAGAAGAUGACUCAGAUUAUGUUUGAAACCUUCAAUGUGCCUGCCUUCUACGUGUCCAUUCAGGCCGUGUUGUCUUUGUACUCUUCGGGUAGAACCACUGGUAUUGUUUUGGACUCUGGUGAUGGUGUUACCCAUGUUGUUCCUAUCUACGCGGGUUUCUCUUUGCCACAUGCUAUUUUGAGAAUCGAUUUGGCCGGUAGGGAUAUGACAGACUACUUGAUGAAGAUUCUCUCCGAGCGUGGUUAUUCGUUCUCUACUACUGCGGAAAGAGAAAUUGUCCGCGACAUCAAGGAAAAACUAUGUUACGUUGCGUUGGACUACGAUCAAGAAAUGCAAACUGCUGCUCAAUCAUCUGCUAUUGAAAAAUCUUACGAGUUGCCAGACGGCCAAGUUAUCACCAUUGGUAACGAAAGGUUCAGAGCCCCAGAAGCCUUGUUCCACCCAUCUGUCUUGGGCUUGGAAGCCGCCGGUAUUGACCAAACUACCUAUAACUCUAUUAUGAAGUGUGAUGUCGACGUCAGAAAAGAACUAUAUGGUAACAUCGUCAUGUCCGGUGGUACUACCAUGUUCCCAGGUAUCGCUGAAAGAAUGCAAAAGGAAAUUACCGCGUUGGCUCCAUCAUCUAUGAAGGUCAAGAUUAUUGCCCCACCAGAAAGAAAAUACUCUGUCUGGAUCGGUGGUUCCAUUUUGGCUUCUUUGACUACCUUCCAACAAAUGUGGAUCUCCAAGCAGGAAUACGACGAGUCUGGUCCUUCCAUUGUCCACCACAAAUGUUUUUAA
This is a messenger RNA of Eremothecium cymbalariae DBVPG#7215, 1131 nucleotides long. RefSeq names its product actin (gene ACT1). The coding region runs from base 1 to 1131 and encodes 376 amino acids. The transcript is spliced from 2 exons. NCBI's taxonomy places the organism in Eukaryota, Fungi, Ascomycota, Saccharomycetes, Saccharomycetales, Saccharomycetaceae. The record is from RefSeq and is a predicted model, not a curated record.